AGUCGAGCGUUCCCCGGCUGCUGCGUGAACAACCACUUGAGUUGCUCGGCUCGGUUCAGCGCGGUGUGACAAGAGUCCCGAACUACCGAGGCAGGUAACGGACAAAACCGGAAUAUAGCUCCUGGAUGAAAAUAAAGAGAGAGAGAGAGAAAGACACGGAGAGAGAUUGUAUAGUAACACCUAUUUGACAGGAAUAUUAAAGGGAUGAUCGAGUGAUUGUAACAGCACCGGGAGGCAACUUUUUAUCGGCAUCCUUUCUUCUGCUCAGCCUCGUAGCGUUUAUGUGACGCGGACAACUCGGUGAACGACUGCGUUUUGAUCGGUCCAGUCUACAACUGUGUUUAACAAACAUACAUUGACGGCUUUCCUCAACCCUGGAGGUGGGAGGAAGGAGAGAAGAAGAGAGGGAACGAGGAAAAAUAGGAAGAUAGACAUCCUCCCUGGAGGUUUGAGAGAAAGGGACUAAAACGAGAGAGGGAACGAGAAAGUGAGAAAAAUAAACUGAGGGGCUGAAGAGGGGAGAGAGAAAAAUACAGAGGGAGAGAGAGAGGGAACGAGAGAGAGAGAGAAAGAGGGAACGAGAGAGAGAGGGAACGAGAGAAAGGGAACGAGAGAGAGCGAGAGAGAAAGAGAGAGGAGAUAGGGACAUAGAGAGAGAGAGAAAGAGAGAGGAGAUAGGGACAUAGAGCGGGAACGAGCGAGAGAGAGAGAGAGGGAACGAGAGAAAGGGAACGAGAGAGAGCGAGAGAGAAAGAGAGAGGAGAUAGGGACAUAGAGAGAGAAAGAGAGAGGAGAUAGGGACAUAGAGAGAGAGAGAGAAAGAGAGAGGAGAGAGGGACAUAGAGCGGGAACGAGCGAGAGAGAGAGAGAGAGGAGAGAGGGACAUAGCGAGAGAAAGAGAGAGGAGAUAGGGACAUAGAGAGAGAAAGAGAGAGGAGAUAGGGACAUAGAGAGAGAAAGAGAGAGGAGAUAGGGACAUAGAGAGAUAAAGAGAGAGGAGAUAGGGACAUAGAGAGAGAAAGAGAGAGGAGAUAGGGACAUAGAGAGAGAAAGAGAGAGGAGAGAGGGAACAAGAAACAUGAGGCAAUGAGAGAGAAAUGAGCCCAGAAAGACUGCGACCACCUGCCCUGAGGGUGAUGACGAGGACCAUCAGGAUCUGGUCCUAGAUCAGAGCGCAUCGCUGAAGAAUAGUAAUGUGUUGGCUGCAUAAGGGCUGCACUGAGAUCAGUUCUGACAGAGAAACCUGGUCAAACGGGUGCUUGAGGACACCAUGAACCUGACCUAGAAUCAGUGAUGGUCAUCACCGCCUGGUCACCACAUAUGUACGGAUGUACUAUGGCACUUUACCACCACAAAUUAGAUUCUAGACACUAAGCCUAACCUUAAAUCUUUCCUAAUCUAACCCCAAUCUUACCCCGUAACCCUAACCUGAACCCUUUCCUAAUCUUACCCAAUCUUACCUGAACCCUUUCCUCAUUUUACCUAAUCUUACCCCCUAACCCUAACCUGAAUCCUUUCCUCAUUUUACCUAAACCUACCCCCUAACCCUAGCCUUAAUGCUUUCCUAAUCUAACCUAAUCUUACCCCCUAACCCUAACCUUAAAUCCUUCCUAAUCUAACCUAAUCUUACCCCCUAACCCUAACCUUAAAUCCUUCCUAAUCUAACCUAAUCUUACCCCCUAACCCUAACCUUAAAUCCUUCCUAAUCUAACCUAAUCUUACCACCUAACCCUAGCCUUAAAUCCUUCCUAAUCUAACCUAAUCUAACCCCCUAACCCUAACCUUAACUCCAUACUUUUAAAACUGUAUCCCAAAUCAAGAACAAAUAGCUUGUGUACUACUACUUGCUCAUAGAUUCUGACAAUACAAACCGUUUAACAUUUACAUUGACUGAUAACAGCAGACGCUUUUACCCAGUCAGGGCAUUCAACUAGCGUCAGGUAGGUAAAACAACCACAUAUCACAGUCAUCACAGGUUGUGUCCUCGACUGAAAAUGAAGAACAAAUACCUUGUGUACUUGCUCAUAAAUGUCCACGACCAUGUCAGUCAUUUAGCAGACGCUCUUAUCCCCAGUUAUUGACAGCGAGUGCAUUCAUUUUAAGGUAGCUAGGUGAGACAACCACCUCUCACACUUCUAGUAAGUCAAAUGUUUCCUCAAUAAAGCAGAUUUCUGCAAAGUCAGUGCUAGUAAGAUAAGACGUGCUGGUAAGAUAAGACGUGCUGGUAAGAUAAGACCUGCUAGUAAGAUAAGACGUGCUAGUAAGAUAAGAUGUGUUAGUAAGAUAAGAGGUGCUAGUAAGAUAAGACCUGCUAGUAAGAUAAGACGUGCUAGUAAGAUAAGAGGUGCUAGUAAGAUAAGAGGUGCUAGUAAGAUAAGAGGUGCUAGUAAGAUAAGACCUGCUAGUAAGAUAAGAGGUGUUAGUAAGAUAAGAGGUGCUAGUAAGAUAAGAGGUGCUAGUAAGAUAAGACGUGCUAGUAAGAUAAGACGUGUUAGUAAGAUAAGAGGUGCAAGUGCUAGUAAGAUAAGGACAAGUGUGUUGCUGUUUGUUUCUGAAGAUAGAGCCAGUUCCUAAUCUUACCCCUAACGUUAGCCUAAGUAACUUUGACCUUUUAUCCCUUAUCCUUAUCCCACGUUAAGAAUACAUAUCUCAGGUAGCUCGGACUUACCCUUAACCGUGCGCAUAAAUCCUGAUGAUACAGUCCUCUACCGCUGCUGCAGUGUAAUGAGUAGCAUUAUAUAAGGGCCACACUGAGGUCAGUGUUGACAGUCAGAGCAAGCUUUGAGGGGACAAGACAGCACCAUGAAGCUGACCCUGGACCUGUUAUCAGCCCAGCUCAGCUUCACUCCUCUGCUGCAUGUAGAGAACGCCACACAGGCCAGACUCAACAACAGUUACAGCUUCUACGACUCCCUCCUCCUCCCCUCAUCCUCCUCCUCAUCCCUCCUUCCCCCUGACUCUCUCCUCCCGUCUUCCUCCCUCUACCCUCCUGAUCCUCCCCUCUUCUCCUCCUCCUCGUCCCUCUUCCCCUCCUCCCUCCUCGCUCCUGAUGGUUCAGAGCUGACCAGUUUGUUAUGGACGGUCCAUGAGCCGACCACGGUGGCUCUGACACUCAUGUACUGCCUGUCCUUCCUGGUGGGGUUCGUAGGGAACAUCAUGUCAAUGAAGGUGCUGACCAACCGACGUAGCGAGAGGCUAGCCGCGGUCAGCGCCACACGGUACCUCCUGGUUAACCUGGCGGUGUGUGACCUGGCCGUGGUGUGUGUCUGCAUGCCCAUAACGCUGGGUCACCAGAUCUACUCGGCCUGGGUCUACGGGGACUUCCUCUGCCGAGCGGUCCCCUUCACCCAGGCCGUCUCCGUGUCGGCUAGUGUGCUAACGCUUACGGUCAUCAGUGUCAAUCGUUACUUCAGUGUACGCUGCCCGCUCCGUGCCCGCUCCCUCUUCACCCGCCGCCGGAUCCUAGGGACGGUCGCCGUGGUGUGGGUGGUGUCAUCAGCGAUCUGCUCCCCAUUGGUGUUCAUGAACCGGCGAAAUGAGAUCAGCCUGGGGGCGUCGUUUGUGAUCCCUGUGUGCCAGGAGGUGUGGCCGGGGCCGCGUCUGAAACAGGGCUACACCGUCCUGCUCUUCGUGGCGCUCUACUGCAUCCCCGUGACCUUUAACCUCACCAUCGGCUUCUUGACUUCCCGCCGUCUCUGGGGGGACGGGAAGCGGAUGUUUACGGAACUCGACUCUCGAAGCCGAGCGCUGCACACUGAGUGCCUCAAGACGAGGAAGAAGAUCGCCAAAAUGGUGGUGGCCCUGGUCCUGCUGUUUGCUGUUUCCUGGCUGCCCCUGUAUCUGGCUGAGUUCUGGAUCGACCGAGUGCAGCAUCCGCCAUCUUGGCUCAUGCAGACCCAGCCCUUUGCCCAGUGGCUGGGCCUCACCAACUCCAGCCUCAACCCUAUCUGUUACUGUUUCAUAGGUGACCUCCACCGUGGGGCCAAGGUGUUCCGUACCCACUACCACCGCCGGAUCGCUGCUCUCUUUAGUUCCUCUUUCGCCAACUCCGCCACGACCACUGCCGCCGAGGGAGGAGUAGCUGCGGCAACCGUGGCAGCGUCCACGGCAACCAUUCCUAAGUUGUUUACCUUCUCCAGGGGUACAGGGGGUCCAGGCAAGAUGGAGGACGGGUCUGAUAACAGUCUGUCUGACUGGUACAAGUCCAGCCCCAGUAUGUGUGAGAACUUCUUACUACCCAGUCAUCCUGACAGGCCACAAACACUCUCUAUACAGACCGUCUGUGGGGACAUAAUGGACACCUCCCCUUUAAAUAGAGACUGUGGGGGUAGGAAGGACACACUCCCUUUAAGAAGACACUCUGAGGACGAACGAGGGGUCAGCCUCCCUUUAUGGCCUUUAGCGUCUGCGGACAGAAGAGACACCUUGCAUUUAAGACCGGCCUUUGGGGACAGAUUGGACACCCAGAUUGGACACCUCCCUUUAAGGCAAUUCUUGGACAUCUGCCCUUUAAGCACUGUCUCUGUGGACAGCAGAGUGGACAGCUCACCUUUAAGACCAGAUGGUAGGGGUGAGAAAACAGACAGCCUCCCUUUAAGAGGGGACACCUCUCCUUUAAGUCGAGACUCUGCGGACAUUAUAUCAGACCAUAUAACAAGCCUGUGAACUCUGUGGAUUGUCAGAUGACGUCAGAGAGAGAGAGACAGAGAGGCCUUGGAGGUAAUCACCAAUCUAUAGGGGAGAUGAUCACCGGGAGGGAUAAACACACACACACACAUCCUGAAUCGAUAGACUGUCUGUUGUAUCAUCAACAGAGUGGGACCUAUUUCUCUCCCUACAGACAGUUGGGAAACUACGCCCAUUGGCUCACUGCCUGUGAUUGACAGCCCACGGUGAUCCUGCCCACUGGUGUUUACAAAGCAGUUUAUCCUCCGUUAGUAGGGAUGUGCAUCCCAAAUGGCACCCUAUUCCCUAUAUUGUACACUCCUGUAGACCAGAGCCCAUAGUAAAUAGGGUGUCAUUUCAGACGCAUCCAUAGAUUGUCAUUGCUGCCCCGUCACUUUAUCCAGGGCUCUGUCUGUCUGUCUGGCUCACCGCAUCACUGGGUCACAUUCUAUCACAAAGGAAAUACAUUAUUCACAACACUGUGUGAUUAAUGACUGGGAACGUGUUUGAUUGUAAACACUGUGUGACUAAUGACUGGGGAUGUGUUUGAUCGUAAACACUGUGUGACUAAUGACUGGGGAUGUGUUUGAUCGUAAACACUGUGUGACUAAUGACUGGGAAAGUGUUUGAUUGUAAACACUGUGUGACUAAUGACUGGGGAUGUGUUUGAUCGUAAACACUGUGUGACUAAUGACUGGGGACGUGUUUGAUUGUAAACACUGUGUUACUAAUGACUGGGAACGUGUUUGAUCGUAAACAGCAAGGGACUCAUUCUGUUACCAUGCUGACAGACAGCAGCAGAGGACUCAUUCUGUUACCAUGCUGACAGACAGCAGUGAAGGACUCAUUCUGUUACCAUGCUGACAGACAGCAGCAGAGGACUCAUUCUGUUACCAUGCUGACAGACACCAGCUGAGGACUCAUUCUGUUACCAUGCUGAUAGAGAGCAGCGGAGGACUCAUUCUGUUACCAUGCUGACAGACAGCAGCGGAGGACUCAUUCUAUUACCAUGCUGACAGACAGCAGCAGAGGACUCAUUCUGUUACCAUGCUGACAGACACCAGCUGAGGACUCAUUCUGUUACCAUGCUGAUAGAGAGCAGCGGAGGACUCAUUCUGUUACCAUGCUGACAGACAGCAGCGGAGGACUCAUUCUGUUACCAUGCUGACA
This is a messenger RNA of Salvelinus fontinalis (brook trout), 5835 nucleotides long. RefSeq names its product neuropeptide Y receptor type 2-like. Gene Ontology annotation, cellular component: membrane. Gene Ontology annotation, molecular function: G protein-coupled receptor activity; peptide binding. The transcript has 4 exons. The record is from RefSeq and is a predicted model, not a curated record. NCBI's taxonomy places the organism in Eukaryota, Metazoa, Chordata, Actinopteri, Salmoniformes, Salmonidae. Gene Ontology annotation, biological process: neuropeptide signaling pathway. The coding region runs from base 2803 to 4665 and encodes 620 amino acids.